AUGAAAAACCAGAGCUGUGUCACUGGGCUCACACUCCUGGGCCUUUUACAGGACUCAAAAGUUGAGAAAAUAUUGUUUGUUGUAUUUUCUCUGGUCUACCUAGCAACUAUUGGGGGCAAUAUGAUAAUUGUGAUGACCAUUUUAUAUAACCCUGCACUGCUGGGCUCCCCCAUGUACUUCUUCUUGAUAUUCCUGUCCUUAUUAGAUGCAUGCACUUCUUCUACUGUUACUCCCAAGAUUAUAGUAGACUUCUUCUAUAAAAGGAAGACCAUUUCCUUUGAAUGUUGUAUGAUACAGCUGUUUUCUGUCCACUUUUUCACUGGGGUAGAGGUGAUUGUGCUGUCAGCCAUGGCCUAUGACCGCUAUGUGGCCAUUUGCAAGCCCUUACACUACUCUUCCAUCAUGAACCGGAGUCUUUGUGGAAAUCUUGUGGUAGUUGCCUGGGUAGGAGGCUUCUUGCAUUCUAUUAUACAAAUUAUUUUCACUUUGCAGCUGCCCUUCUGUGGACCCAAUGUUAUUGAUCAUUACAUGUGUGACUUAUUCCCAUUACUGAAACUUGCCUGUACUGACACACACAUUUUUGCAAUUUUGGUGUUUGCCAACAGUGGGACUAUCUGUAUCAUUAUUUUUUCCUUAUUGGUUGUUUCUUAUGGUGUCAUCUUGUUCUCUCUGAGAGCACAGAGCUCUGAAGGGAAAUUUAAAGCUCUCUCCACCUGUGGGUCUCACAUUACUGUUGUGGUUUUGUUCUUUGUCCCAUGCAUAUUAACAUAUGCAAGACCAACAUCUGCAUUCUCCUUUGAGAAAAAUGCUGUUGUAUUUACAACAAUCUUGACCCCAUUGCUCAAUCCUAUGGUUUAUACUUUUAGAAAUAAGGAAAUGAAAAAUGCCUUCAGGAAAAUGUGGAAAAAACUGAUAGUAGUUUCUGACAAAUAUUAA
Arvicola amphibius (Eurasian water vole) is the source of this 936-nucleotide messenger RNA. Its product is annotated as olfactory receptor 4C15-like. Gene Ontology annotation, biological process: G protein-coupled receptor signaling pathway. The record is from RefSeq and is a predicted model, not a curated record. Gene Ontology annotation, molecular function: G protein-coupled receptor activity; olfactory receptor activity. The coding region runs from base 1 to 936 and encodes 311 amino acids. The transcript has a single exon. Lineage: Eukaryota; Metazoa; Chordata; Mammalia; Rodentia; Cricetidae. Gene Ontology annotation, cellular component: membrane.